GCCGUCGCCACCCUGUCGCACAACGAGAUCAUGCUGAAACUCAUCAACGGCGGCGCGGACCUAAACUUGGCUCCAGGUGCGCUGGGGUGGACGCCUCUCCACCUCUGCGCGGCCGUGGGGAACGACGACGGUGCCGGCCUGCUGAUCGCGAGAGGUGCAACGACAGUGCAGGAGGACGCCGAGGGGAACACAGCGGAGGACAUCGCGGAGCGCGCGGGCAACAGGAGCGUCCUCGACCGCCUGCGCGCCGCGGCGGAGACCCAGCCGCCAGGGCAGAAUGUCCCGCCGACGCCCGCGCAGCGCCGGAAGCUCGCUCCCCUGGGCGCGGCCCCGGAGCAGGAGCUGCCAGAGGAGGAGGCG
This is a messenger RNA of Prorocentrum cordatum, 360 nucleotides long. NCBI's taxonomy places the organism in Eukaryota, Dinophyceae, Prorocentrales, Prorocentraceae. The record is from the annotation of a GenBank genome assembly.